This is a messenger RNA of Carlito syrichta (Philippine tarsier), 1290 nucleotides long. It is a transcript of the gene GSAP, whose product is annotated as gamma-secretase activating protein. The transcript has 15 exons. NCBI's taxonomy places the organism in Eukaryota, Metazoa, Chordata, Mammalia, Primates, Tarsiidae. The record is from RefSeq and is a predicted model, not a curated record. Gene Ontology annotation, cellular component: trans-Golgi network. The annotation marks the transcript as partial. Gene Ontology annotation, biological process: positive regulation of amyloid-beta formation.
AUGCUCCGUGUCCUGCCCAGCUUCCCCGCGGUGCAUUCAAAUACAGACCCAGCAAUUGAGGCUUUGGUUCUCAUCUGUCCCAAAAAACGUUGUUUUGACUUUGGCGGGGGAGCGAAAAAUGCAUUAGAAAAUAAUUCUGAGAGCUUACGUGUACUAAAUGUUGAAAGAAAUGGAAAUAUUAUUUAUACCUAUAAGCAUCUGUAUACCUUCGAGAAAGACUUGCAAGUUGUCAGUUGCUCUGUCAACAGUGAGAGAACUUUACUUGCUGCAAGUUUAGUUCAGUCUACUAAAGAAGGAAGAGGGAAUGAGCUUCAACCAGGAUCAAAGUGCUUAACUUUGUUAGUUGAAAUCCACCCUGUGAACAAUGUGAAGGUUCUAAAAGCAGUGGAUAGCUAUAUUUGGGUACAGUUCCUCUACCCUCAUGCUGAAAGUCAUCCUCUUCCAGAGAACCAUCUGUUACUGAUUUCAGAAGAGAAAUAUAUUGAACAAUUUCAUAUCCAAGUGGCCAAAGAAGAUGGAAAUAGAGUGGUGAUUAAAAAUUCUGACCAUCUCCCAAGAGACAGAAUAGCCGAGGAUUUUGUUUGGGCUCAGUGGGAUAUGUCAGAGCAGAGAUUAUAUUACAUUGACCUAAAGACAUCAGGGAGUAUCUUGAAAUGCGUCCAGUUUUAUGCUGAUGAGAGCUUUAACUUAAUGUUUGAAGCAUCCUUGGACAUAUCAUUAAAUGGCUCAGAAUUUAGACUUGUCAACUUUGGAUGUGAUUGCCUUCAGGACCAGGAGAAAGGAUCCAAACACCUGACUCUGUGUGUUUUUACCAACCAUACAGGAAGUUUGUGUGUAUGUUACAGUCCGAAGUGUGCCUCUUGGGAAAAAAUCACAUAUUCAGUAUUUUACGUUCAUAAAGGACACAGCAAGACCUUCACAGCUGCUCUUGGGAGUGGUGGCUCACACGUGACAAAGGACAUUACUUUUCUUAACCUUGACUAUUACGUGGCUGUUUACUUACCUGGCCAUUUCUUUCAUCUACUUAACAUUCAACAUCCAGACUUGAUCUGCCACAGUCUGUUUCUGACAGGAAAUAAUGAAAUGACUGAUAUGCUACCUCAUAGUCCUUUGCAGUCACUGUCAGGGUCCCUGGUACUGGACUGCAGUUCUGGAACGCUCUAUAGAGCACUCCUCAACCAGUCCUACUUAUUACAGUUCCUAUGGAACACCCACCUAGACAGUGAGAAGAUGGCUGCCUUGCACUGUCUGCUCUCAUGUGGCCGAGGCCUGCGGUUCCUGGAAGACCAG